AUGCUCUACCUCGUGGGACUUGGUCUCGCUGACGAGACUGAUAUUACUGUUAAGGGUUUAGAGAUUGUUAAAAAUGCCGAACGAGUCUAUCUCGAGGCUUAUACGAGCAUUCUACUCGUUGAUACAUCCAAGCUGGAGGAAUUCUAUGGAAGACCAGUGAUUGUAGCGGAUCGUGAGAUGGUCGAGUCUAGCAGUGAUGAGAUUCUGCAUAACGCGGAUAAAGUAGACGUUGCCUUCCUUGUUGUGGGCGACCCGUUCGGAGCGACCACACAUACCGAUCUAGUUCUCCGUGCCCAUGAGCUAGGGAUCGAGAUGAGGAAUGUCCCCAAUGCCUCUAUAAUGUCUGCUAUCGGCUGCACGGGUCUGCAACUCUAUAGCUUUGGUCAAACUGUCAGCAUGGUGUUCUUUACCGAAACCUGGAAGCCAUCAUCUUACUACGAUCGAAUCAAGCAGAACGCUGAACAUGGCCUGCACACCCUCGUCCUUCUAGACAUCAAAGUGAAGGAACAGUCGCUAGAAAACAUGGCGAGAGGAAGAAAGAUAUACGAACCCCCGAGGUAUAUGACCGUUGCGCAAUGUGCAAGCCAAAUGCUUGAGACCGAAGCGGAGAGGCAGGAGGGGAUUUGUGGACCAGAGAGCUUAGCCAUAGGUGCAGCCAGAGUGGGCGCCGUAGAUCAGCAACUUGCUGUCGGCACUCUCGAAGAGCUUACCAAGAUCGACAUGGGAAAACCCUUACAUUCCUUGGUUCUCCUGGGUACAAAAACCCACGAACUAGAACGGGACUACGUCCGCCGUUUUGCUAUAAACACGACCACGUUCGACGAGAUCUGGAAGAAGCAUUAUGAAGCCAAACCAUAA
Messenger RNA from Arthroderma uncinatum, 858 nucleotides. RefSeq names its product diphthine synthase. Lineage: Eukaryota; Fungi; Ascomycota; Eurotiomycetes; Onygenales; Arthrodermataceae. The transcript has 3 exons. Gene Ontology annotation, molecular function: diphthine synthase activity. The coding region runs from base 1 to 858 and encodes 285 amino acids. Gene Ontology annotation, biological process: protein histidyl modification to diphthamide. The record is from RefSeq and is a predicted model, not a curated record.